Cucurbita pepo subsp. pepo (vegetable marrow) is the source of this 5350-nucleotide messenger RNA. The record is from RefSeq and is a predicted model, not a curated record. Lineage: Eukaryota; Viridiplantae; Streptophyta; Magnoliopsida; Cucurbitales; Cucurbitaceae.
UGAAAAGCCCCCGUAGAAGCGCUGUGAGAGAUAGAGAGUUCUUCCCAUCACAAUUAAAACCUUAUCUUUCACCAUUCUUCUAUCUCUCUUUCGGAGCACUCUCCGACUCUCAGCCGCUCCCCCCACAGUUUCCUGUCAAACACAGGACGUUGUGGAUUAAUUUUCCCCAACGGAGCUCCAUUGAAUUCUUUCGUUCUCCAUUUUCAAUUUCACAACAAACACACACAACUCGCCUCGAUGGAAUCGAAGGACUUAUCUCAACAACCGUCGCUGCAGAACUCUGCCUUCUCAGGUUCUUCUUCGACUUACUCCUCGUCCUUUUCGUCUUCUUCCGUUGAUUCCAAUGUCGAUAUGCCCUCCCGAGAAAUGGAGGUUAGUGAAAUUAAAACUAGUGUUGGUGGCGAUGGGGAUGGUAGUGAUGGUGGUGGCUCGGAAACUGAAGGGUUUCUGAGUGGGGAGGAGGAAUUUGAAUCUGCUUUUGAUAGACCUAUUCUGGAGUAUCCAGGGGAAGAAUCCUUCGGAAAUUCCAUCAAAGGGGGUGAUAGUGGUAGUUCUUUUGUGAGUUGUUCCGAAUUUUCGGCUCCCGAAAGUGUUAGGCCAAUUGCGAAGAUUUCUGUUGAUAGUGACGUCGAGGAGGAGGAUGAUGGGCUCCAGGUGGAUGAAAGCCUGGGGAGGAAUGAGGAAAUGGAUGAUAAAGUGGAUGGAGAAGAUUUUGUUGAUAGUAAGGGUAAUGAAAUUGAGAUUCCAGUUGAAAAGGAGGAGGCUCUCGUAUCUGGCGGAAAUGCGGAUGUGAGUGAUGUGGUGAAUGAAGGGGAUGCUAGUCAAGUUUACGAAAGAACGUUUGAGUUGUCGGGGAACACAAAGGAUAGUGACGUGCCUGAAAGUUCAAUAGCUGAGGAUGUUGGCUCUGUGUUCGAGGAAACUGCUAAUGUUGGGAAGCAGGUGUCAGAGGAGGAUGAAUUGAACGAUGUGACAGUCGAACAGCAACGAAAUGAGGCUUCAAAAGGAGGAAAAGAAGCAGAGUUGAAUAAAGAAAGUCCGAUGACUGAGAAGCAGGCUGAUGAAGGAAUUGGCUUAAAUGAGAAGGUGGUUGCUGAAGUUGUAGAACAAUUAAAACAACAGGAAUCUCCUGGUUCUUCUUCUGAUGACAAAGCUGAUUUGGGAGACCAAGCAAGCUCUAAGCUUUCAAAACUAGCAGAUGGUAAACAAGAAGCAGAAACGGAAAAAGGAAGUCUCUUGGCUGAGAACCAGGCAGAUGGGGAGGUCGAAUUGAAUGACAAGGUGGCUGCUGAAGACGGAGAGCAAUUAAAAAAUUUGGAAACUGGUUCUCCUAUUGACGACAAAGCUGUUCUGGGCGAUGACGAAAUCUCCAAGUUUAUAAAACUAGCAGAUGGAGGACAAGAAGUAGAAAUCGAUAAAGGAAGUCCUGUGGCUGAGACGCAAGCAGAUGGGAAGAUUAUAUUGAAUGACAUGGAGGAUGCUGAAGAUGGAGAACAGUUACCCAAAUUGGAAUCUGGUUCUUCUGUUGACAGUAAAGACGACCAGGAUGAUCAAGCAAACUCCAAGGUUGCAGAGCUAGAAAACUCUGAGUUUUUAGAACUAGCAGAUGGGGGAGAAGAAGCAGAAAUGGAUAAAGGAAGUUCUGUGGCCGAGAUGCAAGCAGAUAGGAAGAUUAUAUUGAAUGAGAUGGAGGAUGCUGAAGAUGGAGAACGGUUACCCAAAUUGGAAUCUGGUUCUUCUGUUGACAGUAAGGCUGACCAGGAUGAUCAAGCAAACUCCAAGGUUGCAGAGCUAGAAAACUCCAAGUUUUUAGAACUAGCAGAUGGGGGAAAAGAAGCAGAAGUGGAUAAAGGAAGUCCUGUGGCAGAGAUUCAAGCAGAUGGGGAGAUUAUAAGGAAUGACAAGGAGGAUGCUGAAGAUGGAGAACAGUUUCCCAAAUUGGAACCUGGUUCUUCUGUUGACAGCAAAGCUGACCAGGAUGAUCAAGCAAACUCCAAGGUUGCAGAGCUAGCAGAUGAAUUUACUGAUUCAGUUUUAGAUAACAAAAUCAUGCAUGAAAGUUCAUUGGUAUCAGUAACAGCUGCUGUCGGUAAUCCGGAGGAAAUAAAGGAUGUAGGAAAUAGGGAGACUGCGGAUUUGGUACAUGGAGCUGCCAAAUUGGAUAAUGGGUUUGAUAAUGUUGGGCAUGAAACGGAUGAUUCUGUUGACCAUAAUUCUUUGGUUUCGAACCCUGAGAUUGACAAUAACAUGCUGGAAGUCAGUAUUGCAGUUGCAGCAGAAGAAGCUGUGUCUCAUGGAGACAGAGAAAUUGCGGCUUCUGAUAUUGCAAAAAAUGAAAAUCUUGCGGCUAUGGAUGUAGAAGAUCAGCAGCCUGAUGAAAAAGACUCUAAAUAUGAUUCUAAAAUAAGAGAGGAUUUUCCUGGUGAAGUUGAACCUAAACCAUCUCAGGAGGCUAGGUCUUUGGUUAAAGAAAGCAUCCCUGAUAAUGCUUCAGUGAUAGAUAGUGGAAUUUCUGAUGCUCCCAAGGCACUUAAACCAGUUUUGAAUGAAGUAGAUGGGGAAAAGCAUCCUUUAGAUGAAGAGGGUGAUAUUGAGGGUUCCGUUACAGAUGGAGAGACUGAAGGUGAGAUAUUUGGUAGUUCUGAAGCUGCUAGAGAAUUCAUGGAGGAGUUGGAAAGAGCCUCAGGAGCUGGUUUCCAUUCUGGUGCAGAGAGUUCUAUUGAUCAAUCACAGAGAAUAGAUGGUCAGAUUGUCACAGACUCGGAUGAAGCAGACUCGGACGAAGAAGCUGAUGGAAAGGAGUUGUUUGAUUCUGCUGCUUUGGCAGCACUUCUGAAAGCAGCUAGAGAUGCUGGCUCAGAUGGUGGCCCUAUCACUGUGACAUCUCAGGAUGGCUCCCGGCUUUUUUCCAUUGAACGUCCUGCUGGUCUUGGCUCCUCGCUUGUAACUGGAAAAAAUGCUUCCCGCCCAAGCCGCCCUCUCUCUUUUGCCCCAGCAAAUCCUAGAGUGGGGGAUGAUUCUGAAAAUAAAUUGAGCGAAGAGGAGAAAAGUAAACUACAAAAGUUACAGCAGAAAAGGGUGAACUUUUUAAGGCUUGUUCAGAGACUAGGUGUUUCUCCGGAUGAUUCAUUAGUCGCACAGGUUUUAUAUCGUUUUGGGCUUGUAGCUGGUAGGUCUACUGGUCAGCUAUUUAGCUUUGAUAAUGCAAAAAAUACUGCUAUGCAGCUUGAAGCGGAAGGAAAGGAAGAUUUAGACUUCUCAUUGAACAUACUUGUUCUUGGGAAAUCGGGUGUAGGAAAGAGUGCAACUAUAAAUUCAAUUUUUGGGGAAGAUAAAACUCCAAUCAAUGCAUUUGGGCCUGGUACAACUUCGGUGAAAGAAAUUAUUGGGACAGUAGAAGGUGUUAAGAUCAGGAUUUUUGAUUCACCUGGUCUUAGAUCCUCUUCAUCUGAGCGUCGUAUCAACCACAGAAUUUUAUCCUCAAUUAAGAAUGUAAUGAAAAAAUUUCCUCCUGAUAUUGUUCUUUAUGUGGACCGGCUGGAUAACCAAACCAGAGAUCUUAAUGAUCUUCUGUUGUUAAGAUCAGUAUCCAGCUAUCUUGGUUCUUCCAUCUGGAAAAAUGCCAUUAUUACUCUUACUCAUGCUGCCUCUGCUCCACCUGAUGGUCCAUCUGGUUCCCCUUUGGGUUAUGAGGUGUUUGUUGCUCAACGGUCUCAUGUUCUUCAGCAAACUGUUGCUCAAGCUGUUGGUGAUCUGCGCAUUCUAAAUCCAACUUUAAUGAAUCCGGUUUCUCUUGUCGAAAAUCAUCCUUCUUGUAGGAAGAAUAGAGAUGGCCAGAAGGUGCUUCCCAAUGGUCAAAGCUGGAGGCCUCAGUUAUUACUUUUAUGUUUCUCUAUUAAAAUCCUGGCCGAAGUAGGAAAUCUUUCAAAAGCUCCAGAGACAUUUGACCACAGGAAGCUUUUUGGUCUCCGUAGCCGUUCACCUCCUCUUCCAUAUUUAUUGUCUGGUUUGUUGCAAUCCCGCACACACCCAAAGCUACCAUCAGAUCAAAAUGGUGAUAAUGGUGAUUCUGAUAUUGAUUUGGCCGACUUGUCUGAUUCUGAUCAAGAAGAGGAGGAAGAUGAGUAUGACCAGCUCCCUCCGUUCAAGCCUCUCAGAAAAUCUCAGGUUUCUAAGCUUAGCAAAGAGCAAAGGAAGGCAUACUUUGAGGAAUAUGAUUAUCGGGUGAAGCUUCUCCAGAAAAAGCAGUGGAAAGAGGAAUUAAAAAGGAUGAGAGAUAUGAAGAAGGGUCAACAACCUACUGUAGAUGAUUAUGGCUACAUGGGGGAAGAUGACCAGGAAAAUGGUGGUCCAGCUGCUGUGCAGGUUCCUUUACCUGACAUGGCCCUCCCUCCUUCUUUUGAUGGUGAUAAUCCAGCUUACAGAUUCCGAUUCUUGGAGCCAACGUCUCAGUUCCUGGCGAGGCCAGUCUUGGACACCCACGGUUGGGAUCAUGACUGUGGAUAUGAUGGUGUGAAUCUUGAACACAGUAUGGCCAUUGUUAGUCGAUUUCCUGCUGCUGUUGCUGUUCAAAUUACCAAGGACAAAAAGGAAUUCAAUAUCCACUUAGAUUCCUCGGUUUCUGCCAAGCAUGGAGAGAAUGGUUCUACCAUGGCAGGUUUUGACAUUCAAAAUAUUGGAAGGCAGCUUGCAUACAUCCUUAGAGGAGAGACAAAAUUCAAAAGUUUCAGAAAAAACAAAACAGCUGCUGGGGUAUCAGUGACAUUCUUGGGAGAGAAUGUAUGCCCAGGAUUUAAAGUUGAAGAUCAGAUUACACUUGGGAAGCGUGUUGUACUGGUUGGUAGCACUGGCACUGUCCGAUCUCAGGGCGAUUCUGCAUUCGGAGCCAAUCUGGAAAUGCGGCUGAGGGAGGCCGACUUUCCAAUCGGACAAGAUCAAUCAUCACUUGGUUUAUCUCUUGUAAAAUGGAGAGGAGACACGGCUUUGGGGGCAAACUUUCAGUCACAGUUUUCUGUUGGACGAAGUUACAAAAUGGCAGUACGUGCAGGAAUCAACAACAAACUAAGUGGACAGAUCUCUGUCAAAACAAGCAGCUCUGACCAACUUCAGAUUGCUCUUCUGGCUCUCCUUCCUGUUGCCAGGGCUAUUUACAACAGCCUACGUCCUGGAGUUGCCGAACAUUACUCAGCCUAUUAGGUUAUGUUUCAUCUUUCUAUAUCUUUCUGUUCAUUCCUGUCGGCAUUGCACUGUAGGUUAUAGAUUGAGCACUUUCUGUUUUAUUAUUUUUGCUGAAUAAGUAAGAUUCUAUUGAUCUAUAAAUUUGAAUCUUCGCUUUCAUGUUGUUUGAUUC